Rhagoletis zephyria (snowberry fruit fly) is the source of this 557-nucleotide messenger RNA. The record is from RefSeq and is a predicted model, not a curated record. Lineage: Eukaryota; Metazoa; Arthropoda; Insecta; Diptera; Tephritidae.
AUGUCCGGCACUGAGCAGCUCUUUGAAUCUGACGAUGACAUGUACGACGAAUUUGAUUGUGAAAAUAAUGAUGAAGAAGAAAAUGAGGGAAUUGUGGUGAAGGAAGAAAAUGAUUCGGAGACUGAUUACAAUGUUUUGGAAAAUGGCGAUCAAUCUGCAGGAAAUGAACCUGAAAUCAAAACUGAAAAACAGGAUGAAACGUCAAUUGAUAUGUUCGACUAUGAGUUUCACUUUAUUAUGAAAAAAGAUUUUGCUGAAACUGCUGAAAAUGUCAAUGAAGUGAAUGAGGCAUUGAGUGGAAAUGAAGAAUCAGAGAAUGACUCUAAUGCCACUGAAAUUGAUGAUGAGGAUUAUGAAGCAGUCAGUGAACCUCGGCAAACUGAAGCAACGGUUAAUGGAAACUCGAGCAGUUCAUCAGGUGAACAACAGCCAAAUCGUCGUCAAAGAAAAACUAAAAACCACAAGUGUCAACAGUGCAACAAAAGUUUUGAUCGUCGAUCUAAACUCAAGAUACACCAACAAGUGCACACUGGCGAUCGACCGUACAAAUGCACAAU